ACAGAGUUACCUCCCCUGUACUGCUUGUGACAGACCUUGGGUCCCUUUUCAGACAUAACAGUAGGCUUUACCCCACACUGGGGCCACAGGAACUCGUCAUUAGUCAGUAACCCCCUAUAUAUAAGCAGAGAAUUCCUGUGACCUAGGGCUAGAAGUUCCAACUUAAGAUAUAACACUGUAUAUUUUGCAUACAUUCUACGGUAGGAUUUGCAUAACCACGAUAGAGCAGGCAGCAGCGCGGAGAUUCAGGUGGACCUUUGAGACGUCAUGACUAUCAGCUGAUCAUGGCAACAGUGGCGGAGAGACGGGAGGCAGCUGUUGUGGGUGCACUCGUAGCUGAUGCAGCCAUUCAGCCCCUGCACUGGAUAUACAAUGAAGAGAAGCUGACUGACCUUAUCAAGGACAGAGAUGACAUAGAAUUCUGGACACCGUCCGCCAACCCUUUCUAUUGUCUGGAAACUGGACUCAACAGUUGCUAUGGUGACCAGUCCUUUGUCAUAUUGAAAUCAUUGGUGCAGAGCCAAGGUGUUGAUGUAGAAGACCUGAAGAAGGCCACCUAUGACAGAUUUGGUCCCAAGUCUGACUAUGAGAGUGCUGUCAAUGCCGCCUACGCUGGGACGAAGGAGAAGAAGCUGACCUCUGCAGACCUUCCACUAAAAGGACCAUGGCGCCAUGCCAGUAUCAAACACUUCUUGAAGAACUUUGAGAGCAAAAUGGAAGAGACAGGUUCGGAGACUGAUGAGCAAAUUGACUGUGUGUUGCGGAUGGUGCCUGUGGUGGCGCUGUACGCAGGACGGCCAGAGAUGCUAGAUAAAGUUGAGAACGUUCUGCGUGUUACCCAAAACUUUGACACUGCUGUGUCAAUCGGGCUUGCCGCUGCGAGAAUCCUUGAGUACUACAUUGUCCAUGGGCCGAGUCCAAGUGUUGUUGACCAGGUGAUCAGCCAGUUGGAGGACCCCCACAGACAAGCCCCCCAGGACCUGGACCGGGCGGUUAUCAGUUUCCUCAAAGAGGUCAAGGCCUGUACAGACAAGCCCCACCACACAGUUGUCACCGAGAAAUUCAGGAAAGACUGACAUUUGCCAGGGGCCCUCCAGUCGGCCCUGCACGGCGUGUUGACGGGUACCGAUUACGUCGGCGCUGUCCACGCCACCAUGAGAGUAGGAGGCUGCAAUGCUUCACGUGGAGGAUUCAUUGCAGCGUGUUUUGCAGCACAGAAUGGACUGAGCAGCAUCCCAGAUUCUUGGAAAUCAAGGACCAAGAAAUACGAAGAAAUUGCGAGUCUUGCUAAAGAGCUGGUUGCCAUCCUGCCUUCAUAAUCAAACAGAACAUCACCAUAGCAACCAGGGAAGCUUGCUUCAACAAGAAGCCAAAACUGAAGAUUUUAUUUCAUACAUGUAUAUUUCUUGAGUACACAGAAGUACCAUUUUGAUGUAUUUGUGACAAAUGGGAUAGUUUCUGAAUUUCUAAUCUUUUAUUUAUCUGUUGAUAAAGGAAAGACACUAACAAUGAAAAAGAUCAGAUGAUAUAUCAGCUUUUGGAACAAAAUAUUUACGUCAUUUUUAAAAUAAUGUGUUUGUUAUCACGUUUUUGGUUUUAUGCAAAGUUAUAACGAAUAUGAAAGUUUUAUUCUUCAGCAGUGUGAUAAAAAAAAGUAUGUUGCUUCUUUACACAAUGUGCUCCAGCCUCUUCAGUACACCAGAUGCAUUUGAUCAGUUAUCAUUUAAAUUCUUAAAAUAUUAACUUUGAUUUUUGUUGUGACAUCCAGUUAUUUUUCUAUUCCUCCAAAGAUGCCAUCUCAUUAAAAUCAGAUCUUAGCGCUCACUACCGGUACACCAAAGCUAUGGGUAGCAGUAGCCUGCACUAAGAUCUGAUCUUAAUAAGAUUAUCAAAGUUGCGCAGCAAGGCAAAUUAAAAUAGGAUUUAAAUUGGGCUGGGACGAGUCUGAAUUCACUACCCUUGGGCACGCCAGAUACCUAUGAUUGUGGGUUCGAAUCCCGGUUCGCCCCGAUUAUGUUUCAAGGUUUGUCAGCACCAUACCCGUGCUCGUG
Messenger RNA from Haliotis rufescens (red abalone), 2051 nucleotides. RefSeq names its product crystallin J1A-like. NCBI's taxonomy places the organism in Eukaryota, Metazoa, Mollusca, Gastropoda, Lepetellida, Haliotidae. The record is from RefSeq and is a predicted model, not a curated record. The coding region runs from base 285 to 1076 and encodes 263 amino acids. The transcript has 8 exons.